ACCAUUACACAGUCCAACUUCCAGCCUUAAAGUUAGUAAAGAAACAGAUCAAGUAGAGAAGAAGAAAGGACUGUGUAGAAGCCACGAUGAAAGUAAGUUAUCGACUGCCUCUGGUGCCCUUGUUGCUCCUGUGGGCUGUUUGCAGCGUGGUGCAGGUGCAGGCAGAGAUCAAGACAGUCAAGCUCUGUGGCCGUGAGUUCAUCCGAGCCGUGGUCUACACUUGUGGAGGCUCCAGGUGGAGGAGGCUGCUUACACCCCAAAAUGAAGCGUUUUCACUUGCAGAUCAGAGCAGUGAGGAGCUGAGUGAGAACACACGGUCUGAUCUGUCAACACGAGACCUGAACCCUAUGAUAACCAGCGUAUGCUGUCAGGUGGGAUGCCGAAAGAGUGACCUCUCUCUCCUCUGCUGAGGACAGGACACACUCUCCUCACAAUUUCACAAACUCCACAGUGUAGAUGUGUGUGUGCACGAGAGAGAGAGUGCGAGACCUUCCGGGUAGUAUUUAAGAUUAGCUGUUCAUGGUAUUGAACAUAACUGGUGAAUCAGUAAGCAUGCCCAAGCAGUGCGGCAUGGAAACAUUGUGUCUUGCUUGGUUCAAACGCUGUGUUUUCAAUAUAAUGAGUGCUUGUUUUGUAGAGGAAAAACAGAAUGUGUUUUGUGUUCAAGAAACAAAGUUUGAUUGUGAUGUAUAUUUUGACAUGUAUUUGGUUUAAUAAAUGUUACAGCAUAAUGAA
Molecule: messenger RNA, 735 nt
Organism: Silurus meridionalis
Lineage: Eukaryota; Metazoa; Chordata; Actinopteri; Siluriformes; Siluridae
Gene: insl5a
Product: insulin-like 5a
Exons: 2
Coding region: 87-410 (107 amino acids)
Cellular component (GO): extracellular region
Molecular function (GO): hormone activity
Source: RefSeq, a predicted model, not a curated record